Messenger RNA from Glycine soja, 1520 nucleotides. Its product is annotated as probable magnesium transporter NIPA1. The record is from RefSeq and is a predicted model, not a curated record. Gene Ontology annotation, biological process: magnesium ion transport. The coding region runs from base 253 to 1233 and encodes 326 amino acids. Gene Ontology annotation, molecular function: magnesium ion transmembrane transporter activity. The transcript has 9 exons. Lineage: Eukaryota; Viridiplantae; Streptophyta; Magnoliopsida; Fabales; Fabaceae. Gene Ontology annotation, cellular component: membrane.
CUGGGACGCAUAGGUAACGAAUUUACCGUUACCUGUGGCGUCGCGUCUCAGAUCCCUCUCUCUUUGGAGAGAACGCCCCAACAAUCUAAAUCUACAUCGCAUUAUCAUCAUCAUCAUCAUCAAUACUUCAUUUAUGGGGUUUUAUUAGCUACAAUACUUGUUUGCUGCAGGCUGCCAACGAAAAGGUCAAGGCAUUUUGGAUCAGACAUCUUGGCCCUGCAAGCUUGAUGCAACACAACAAAUAUAUAUAUCAUGGGGAAAACACACGACAACGUAGUUGGGCUUAUAUUGGCCAUCUCUUCCACUGUUUUCAUCGGUUCUAGCUUUAUAAUUAAAAAAAUGGGUCUUAAAAAAGCUGCCGACCACGGCAACAGAGCAGCCACGGGAGGGCAUUCGUAUCUGUAUGAGCCGUGGUGGUGGGCUGGAAUGAUUUCAAUGAUCGCUGGGGAAAUAGCCAAUUUUGCAGCUUAUGCGUUCGCUCCUGCAAUCCUUGUAACUCCUUUGGGAGCUUUGAGCAUCAUUUUCAGUUCAGUGUUGGCUCACUUCAUAUUAAAAGAGAAAUUGCACAUUUUUGGCGUGCUUGGGUGUGCUCUGUGUGUGGUGGGAUCUACGUCUAUUGUUUUGCAUGCACCGAAAGAGAAAGACAUUCAUUCUGUCAAGGAAGUGUGGGAACUUGCUACAGGACCAGGUUUUAUUGUCUACAUUUGCGCUAUAGUGAUAUUAGUUUGCGUCCUUCAUUUCCGUUUUGUGCGAAGCCAUGGGCAGACUCAUAUGAUGGUGUAUCUCGGAAUAUGUUCUCCCACCGGCUCCAUUACGGUUAUGGGUGUCAAAGCAGUGGGAAUCGCUUUGAAGCUUACAUUUGAAGGGACGAAUCAAUUUGUUUACUUUGAGACCUGGAUAUUUACAGUGGUUGUGAUAGGAUGUUGCCUUUUGCAGAUUAACUACUUGAACAAGGCUUUGGACGCCUUUAGCACUGCUGUGGUGUCACCAGUUUACUACGUGAUGUUCACAUCAUUUACAAUCGUGGCCAGCAUUAUCACGUUUAAGGAAUGGGCGAAGCAGGAUUCAACGCAGAUUGCUACUGAGUUGUGUGGUUUUGUGACAAUAUUAUCUGGGACCUUCCUCCUUCACAGAACUAAGGAUAUGGGAAAUAAACCCUCCGACGCCUCCGUUCAUUCAAGUCCUGAAGAUAACAAUAGUAAUACUAAGACACCUCUAAGCAACCAAAUUUGAAUCUAUAUAGCUUCUCUCCACAAGCAUUAUUUUGCUUCUUAACAAGCAUGUAAUUUCACACAUUUUUUUUAUAAAAAAAUCAAAGAUAUGCGAUGAAAAUAUGGAAGAUUAAAGGAAACAUGCCUAUAUAUAUGUGGUUUUGCCCAAUAACUGCGUACUCCCCCAUGCCCCUGCACAAAUCACAGUUGCAUAUCAUGUAAAUCGACGGAUGAUAUGUCAUCCCCAUUUUGUACUGUAGUUAAUAGAAGAGACCCAAUAAAUGAAGCAAACGUUGCUCUUUUUUUUUU